Cylindrotheca closterium is the source of this 390-nucleotide messenger RNA. The record is from the annotation of a GenBank genome assembly. Lineage: Eukaryota; Bacillariophyta; Bacillariophyceae; Bacillariales; Bacillariaceae.
AUGGCUCGUAGACUACUCGCCUUCCUUCUCUUGGCUAUUUUCGCUGCAUCUUCGAAUGCUUUUGUUCAACCAAGAGCAGCAGGUUCCAUCUCUCAGAGCACAGCAGCACCUCCAUCAGUGACUGCUCUCUUCGAGAGACAGUGGAAUUUCAACGAGGGACAAAGCCCAUGGGGUUUGAAGAAGAAUGCUGAAAUCUGGAAUGGACGUGUGUCUCAGAUGGCCUUUGUCUGGGUUUUCUUGCAAGAGUUGAUUACUGGAAAGGGAGUCGUCCAAGGAAUCCAAGAAGGGGAUUUUUUCUUCGUUGCAAACGCUGGCCUCUUUGGUGUUUCACUUCUUGCGCUUACAGUCUGGCUAGCUAUCAAGGGUGACAACGACUACACUAAAGAAUAA